AUGGUUUUAUCAGAGGAAGGAGAGGACCAGCUGCACAAGAAAUUGUUAGAUUUGUGCAGCAAAUUAAAUUUGGAUCAAAAAACUGUAUCAAUUGCAUGGGACAAUUUUACCAGCAUAAAUAAGAAUUUCUCUUUAGAGGGCGAAUCUUUAAAUUGGUUAGGAUGUGCAGUAUUUGUAGCUUCUCAAUCUAUAGAAGUCACAACCAUAGGAACCACUGUCAUUAAAGGAAAUGGCAUAAAUCUGACGAGUCUUCUCAGAUACAGUAAUCUAAGUUUUGCACAGUUUUUUAACAAUAUAAAUAAGUGGGCAGACAUGGCCCAUUUGCCGGACGAAUUCAGAAGAAAAAUCGACCGUCUUAAAGAUACUUUCGGUGUAGCUCACAACACAUUCAAAAGGUUCUACCCAAUUUUUUCUAAAAUAUUUGCCUCGCCCAAUUCGACAGACUUGGAAACUACUAAACAACAUAGGAAUAGGAAAUUGAGACCAGUUUUGUGCAAUACUUCCAAAGUUUUCGAAUUUAUUUGGAACCUUUUUAUCACACUAAAAGGCGAAGAUCCGCAGUGCAGUUCCGAGUUGGUAAAAUCGUUUCAUCUAUUGUACGCCUGCUUAGAUUUAGCGUUCAAGAACGCCUUUUUGGCGGAACGUAGAGACUUGCUUAAUCCGAAUUUCGAAGGUUUACCUGCAGAUUGGAACAACCCUGGUUUCAUUGUUCCCCAGGAAGCCCCUUGCUUGAUAAGCUAUUUGUGUAAGUGUCCUUCAGUGGUAACUGAAGCGAGGUACAUGAAGGUGUAUGUGCUGAGAAGACUUAUUGGGAAUUUGAUAAAUAAUAAGGUUCUGUUAGCUGAUAAUAGAAAUUUCACUGGACUGUUCGAUCAACAUAAUUUUGAGCAGAAUUUUAAAAAUGUUGUUAAUGCUUAUGAGACGCAUUUACUAAAUUGUGCUGAUGUGGACGAGAGAAUAUUUCUUGCUGAAUACCGUCGGCAAUUGCUGGAACAACAAAAUAACACUUGGGCGCAAAUUGGUAGAGCAUCAUCUGUAACUUUUGCUGAACAAUCUGUGAUAGCUUCACCACCGAAUAAUACAAACUCCUUUGGAGCGGCAACACCUCGUGGAUCGGACACACCGUUGACCGGCAGAGUGUACUUACCCAGGGAGGCGGACGUUUUACCUCUGUCCAUGGAUAAAACCAUUACACAGAAAAUCACAAGAUUGCAUAAUAUUUUAAACAAUAGGUCUCCCGCAGCCAGCGAAUCCUUACUGGCCUUAUUUGAAAAUUGCCAAGUAGAUCCACUGCCGACCAUUCAAGAAGUUUUAAAUACUUUAGUUGAUAAAUUUGUAUCAGUCUACAUCAGUGCCCUUCCUAACAAAGAGGAAGACGCUAGAAAUAGAAUCCAAAUCGGCAUCACGUUGUUUUAUAAGUUUAUAGAAAAUAUUUUAGAAAAUGAAAAGAAAAUUAGGAACGAUAUAUCUACGUUAUUGAAAAAGGAGCUUUUCUAUCAAUGCAUGUUUGCUUGCUGUAUGGAAAUAGUACUAUUUUCCUAUAAUUUUCCUAAUAAAUUUCCAUUUAUCUUGGAUAUUUUCGAAAUACAACCUCUGCAUUUCGUGAAAGUGAUUGAAUUAAUAGUGAGGUCUAAAGAUCAGCUUUCUAGAGAGAUGGUCAAACACUUAAAUAGGAUAGAAGAAACAAUUCUUGAGACUCUUAUUUGGAAAUCUGACAGUCCCAUUUGGGGUGCAAUCAAUAGUUCUGGAGAAGGAAUUCCAAAAUAUGAAUCGACUGCUUUACCGGGCCAUCUGGUGUACAGUGAUAGACAUUCCGUAAGGAAUGGGACCAGCGAAUCAAAUGGUUCUAAUACGCACUCUCCUGUACCAUCAGCUUUAGAUCGUUUUCAAUCUCCCGUGAAUUCUGCAAGUAGACAACUCUUUUCUCAAGUCCAAUCUGGACAAUCUGUGUUACAAAAACACACGCACUUAAUGAUCACUGAUAAGGAUGGAAACAAAAAGCUCAUACCUAUAAUGGAUUGUGACAAGAAAGAAUUAAUAAACAAUGAUUCAUCCUAUGGACAACCCCGAAAACUUAACAGCUUAUCUCUUAUAUUCAGAAAGUUCUAUAAUUUGGCUGGGUUGAGAAUGGAGCACCUGUGCAUGAAACUUGGUCUGACCGACAUCGAAGUCAAACAAAAAAUUUGGACUGUCUUUGAAGAUUCGAUAAGGAAUAGCGAUUUAAUAAGAGACAGACACCUCGAUCAACUAUUGAUGUGCGCAGUUUACGUAAUAUGUAGGAUAUCAAAUUCGACUUUGAAGUUCCAGGACAUUAUGAAAUUCUACAGGGACCAACCGCAAAGCGGGAGCAAUGUGUAUAGAGACGUUUUGAUUUCUAGAGAGAUUACUGAUGAUGAAAAUGGCACUGUUGCUGAAAAAAGGAGCGACCUUAUUAGUUUUUAUAAUUCUGUCUAUGUGGAGGUGAUGCAGAGGUUUGCAGUACGAUUCCGGAGUUCUAUACCGAAUGGUAAUUUACUCUUAAGUCCUUUACCAGCCGUCAAAAGGGACCUGAUUUCCCCUAGCAUUCAAGUCGUCGGAAACGUAUUUGUCAGACCAUUAGAAAGUCCAUCAACGGCUUCUACCGGUGGCUUUAACUAUUUUUUCAGUCGCAGUCCAUCAAAGGAUCUAAAAGACAUCAACAAGCUGGUGAACAACAAUAGAGUCGCUGGUAAACGACUUUUAGCCGACGACGAUUUAGAUAUAGAAAUCGCGGCAAAUAAGAGAGCAUCGAAUCGUAAGAUACAAUCUCUUGUCGAGGAGCGCCGCAAUCAAAAUAACGAAUAA
Psylliodes chrysocephalus is the source of this 2823-nucleotide messenger RNA. NCBI's taxonomy places the organism in Eukaryota, Metazoa, Arthropoda, Insecta, Coleoptera, Chrysomelidae. The record is from the annotation of a GenBank genome assembly.